Histoplasma capsulatum G186AR is the source of this 333-nucleotide messenger RNA. RefSeq lists its product as uncharacterized. Bases 1 to 333 code for a protein of 110 amino acids. The record is from RefSeq and is a predicted model, not a curated record. Lineage: Eukaryota; Fungi; Ascomycota; Eurotiomycetes; Onygenales; Ajellomycetaceae. The transcript has 3 exons.
AUGCCGAAAUGGCCUGCGGGAUUCUUAUCGCUCAGAACUUUUGAAGCCGUUCACCAUUUCGCGUUGUCAAUUGAGAGAUUGACUCCUAGACAAGUACAAUCCGUGGUCCGCCAUGUUAACGACCUCCUAGACGGCAAAUCAACGAAGGUUACGAAGAACCUGCUCAUGGCCACUGGGUCAGCCAUCACUCCUGAGUUCUUGAAAAAUACCAGAAGCCUCCCCGACAACGGAAGCAAACUUUUUUCGCGUGAUUUCGUUGAUAUGACCAAGAAUUUGAUCAAGAAGGCAGCAAGAACCAGGAGAGAGAUCACGGAGCCCAAGCACCAGUUCUGA